This is a messenger RNA of Plenodomus lingam JN3, 1596 nucleotides long. The record is from RefSeq and is a predicted model, not a curated record. Lineage: Eukaryota; Fungi; Ascomycota; Dothideomycetes; Pleosporales; Leptosphaeriaceae.
AUGAGUGCUAUAGUCGAAUCACUGCAGAAGCAGAUAGCAUCAUGCGAAAACACGCUACGGGAUCUACGGCAACAGCUGGCAGAAGCAGAGCACAACCGCCGUGAACAGGAGAAGGCCUUGCAGGAGAGGAAGACAGCCGUAGAUCCCCUAUACCAUGACAUGGAUCUUGGUAUUCCCGAUGAUUUUCGCUCAGAAGUUUUUGCAAUCCUAGGGCAGGACGGACAUGCAUCACAAGAGGAUGUUCAGGAGGGUCAGCCACGAUGGCCACUGGAACGGAGUGAAUACAAGAGAUAUGGAAGGCAACUGAUCAUGCCAGAGAUUGGUCUUCAAGGCAAACUACGCAAUGCUCGUGUACUCAUUGUAGGCGUGGGUGGUCUAGGAUGUCCAGCUGCAGCAUAUCUCGUUGGCGCUGGCGUCGGUACAAUAGGACUUAUGGAUGGCGAUACGGUCGAAGAAUCGAAUCUCCAUCGUCAGAUUCUUCACUCCACUGCCAGAGUGGGUAUGUCAAAAGUAGAGAGUGCAAUGGUAAACCUCAGCUCACUCAACCCGAACGUCAAACUCAUUCCCCAUAAAUCUCGCCUUGCACCAGAAACCGCCAUCGCCACCUUCCAAAACUACGACCUGAUUCUAGACUGCACUGAUACCCCUGCCUCCCGCUACCUAAUUUCAGACACCUGCGUUCUCCUCUGCAAAACCCUCGUCUCUGCCUCUGCCCUCCGCAUAGACGGGCAACUCAUGGUCCUCAACAAUCCUCCUCUACCCCCAGGCGACCCCAAAGGGGGUCCCUGUUACCGCUGUAUAUUCCCCAAACCGCCGCCCCCAGAAUCCGUCCUAUCAUGCGGGGAGGGUGGAAUCCUAGGCCCCGUAGUCGGCGUAAUGGGCGUCCUACAAGCCCUCGAAGCCAUCAAAGUUCUCACACAGAAAAAGCCCGCCGCAGGCAGCGACAUAUCCCCCGAUAUACCCAGCCUCCUGAUCUUCUCCGCCUACUCCACCCCCAUGUUCCGCUCCAUACGGCUCCGCUCCCGCAAACCCAAAUGCGCAGCCUGUUCGCCACAUGCCACCAUCACCCCACAGGCGCUCGACUCGGGUAGUCUGGAUUACGUGCAAUUUUGCGGAUCAAUGAACCCAGUCGAUGCGUUGACGCCGCAGGAGCGCAUUUCAGCAGAAAAUUACGCUAAGCUACGGAAUGGGGUGAAUCCCUUUACCGGAACCGUGUCCAGCAAGGAUAAUCACAUCUUGGUCGAUGUGCGGGAGAAGGUGCAAUUUGAGCUCUGCAAUAUCGAUGGGAGCGUCAAUGUGCCGUUUUCAAAGGUCGCUGCUACGCCACUGACUGCGGAUUUGGUGUCGUCUCCUUCGCUCAGUACGCCGAGUCCUGGGAGCGGCAUGGAUGUCGAUGAGAGCGAGUGGGUUGCGCAGCUGAGGAGGACCGAGAAGCCGAUUUUCGUCGUCUGUAGGCUAGGCAACGAUUCGCAGGUUACGGUCAGGAAGAUGAAAGAUUUGGGCUUGGACUUUGGGGGGAGAAGAUUUAUUGGGGAUAUCAGGGGGGGAUUGCAAGCUUGGCGGAAGAGUGUAGAUGCAGAGUUUCCAGAGUAUUGA